Molecule: messenger RNA, 495 nt
Organism: Fusarium poae
Lineage: Eukaryota; Fungi; Ascomycota; Sordariomycetes; Hypocreales; Nectriaceae
Exons: 2
Coding region: 1-495 (164 amino acids)
Cellular component (GO): trans-Golgi network
Source: RefSeq, a predicted model, not a curated record
AUGGCAGUCAACGAACUUCCCAAUGCCCCUUCGGAGCAUCACCCUCACCAUAUCGCCCGAUCAGACUCAUCUACAUCAUCAAGCCCUUCCGAUCACCAUGACCACGACCACGAGAACGAGGAGCCCAUCAUCCAUCAGCCCGUUCCUAUCCGACCUGGACUUCCCCAGAGAAAAAGCAGUGGUCCAUUAGUUGUUCCUCGCGAUAGCUCAGCAGUCGGCCCUCAUGAGCCCGACUUUGGUCCAGAUGACGUCAGGGCGAUGAGCCCCAGGAGAACAAGCGAGGAUCUUGAUAGAAUUGGAAAGGCUGCUCGGGAAGAGAUGAGAAGACAUGCGAAAGCACUCCAGGAUUCUCUCCUUACCAUCUUCAACCGCAUUGAAGCCGUUCGCGAAGAGCACGAUAAGCUUGACAACAACAAUAAGUUUUUGCAAAAGUACAUUGGCGACUUGAUGAGCACUAGCAAAAUUACUGCCACAAGCAGUCAACGCAAGAAAUAA